This is a messenger RNA of Drosophila navojoa, 2002 nucleotides long. RefSeq names its product transcription factor B1 (gene Tfb1). Gene Ontology annotation, cellular component: transcription factor TFIIH core complex. Gene Ontology annotation, biological process: nucleotide-excision repair; DNA-templated transcription. NCBI's taxonomy places the organism in Eukaryota, Metazoa, Arthropoda, Insecta, Diptera, Drosophilidae. The record is from RefSeq and is a predicted model, not a curated record.
AUGACCACUAGCAGCGAAGAUGUGCUGCUACAGAUGGGCGAGGUGCGUUACAAGAAGGGAGACGGCACACUCUAUGUUAUGAACGAGCGCUUGGCAUGGAUGGCCGAACACCGGGACACCGUUACCGUUUCCCAUCGCUUUGCGGAUAUCAAAACACAGAAGAUCUCGCCCGAAGGCAAGCCGAAGGUGCAGCUACAGGUGGUGCUGCACGAUGGUAACACGUCGACGUUCCAUUUUGUUAACCGUCUGGGGCAGGCUGCCAUGCUGGCCGAUCGUGACAAAGUUAAAGAGCUUCUGCAGUCGCUGUUGCCAAAUUUCAAACGUAAGGUUGACAAAGAUCUAGAGGACAAGAAUCGCAUCCUGGUGGAGAAUCCAAAUUUGCUGCAGCUUUACAAGGAUUUGGUCAUUACCAAAGUAAUUACCAGCGAUGAGUUCUGGGCAACGCACGCCAAAGACCAUGCUCUUAAAAAAAUGGGCAAGAGCCAGGAAAUCGGUGUGUCAGGCGCUUUUUUGGCGGACAUCAAGCCACAGACGGACGGUUGCAAUGGCCUUAAAUACAAUCUUACCUCUGAUGUCAUACACUGCAUUUUUAAAACAUAUCCCGCCGUGAAACGCAAGCACAUGGAGAACGUUCCUUCCAAAAUGCCCGAAUCGGAAUUCUGGACGAAAUUCUUUCAAUCGCACUACUUUCACCGGGAUCGUCUGACUGCUGGGACCAAAGACAUAUUUACGGAGUGCGGUAAAAUUGAUGAUCAAGCGCUAAAGGCAGCCGUGCAGCAGGGCGCAGGUGAUCCGCUGUUAGAUUUGAAAAAGUUCGAGGAUGUGCCGCUGGAGGAAGGGUUCGGAAGUGUGGCUGGAGAUCGCAAUGUGGUCAACAGUGGCAACAUUGUCCACCAAAACAUGAUCAAGCGUUUCAAUCAGCAUUCCAUAAUGGUAUUGAAAACGUGCGCAAAUGUUAAUGGCGCUCCAGCCCCGGCCACCAACGGUACAAACGCGGCCAAUGGCCCGCUAGGACAAUCUGCCUACACUAAUGGCCUCAAUGGCAAGGCAGCUAAGCAUGCGGUCACUGAGAAUGCGACCAGUACGAGUAGUAAUGAAGCAGCGCCAUCCAAAAAGCAACGACUCAUUGAAAAGAUACACUACGAAGAUUUGGGCGAUCCAGUAAUCGAAGCCGAAGAUCCGCUCCAAUCGACCAAUAAAAGCAAACAAGUCGAACUGUCCAAAGUGGAACGCUACCUCAAUGGUCCGCUGCAGCAUAAUAUAUACGAGAACCAACAGGAUGCACUCAGUCUGGACGAAGUGCAGUAUAAGCUGGUGCGCGAUUCGGAAUCCUGGCUAAAUCGCAGUGCACAGCGCCAUGUUAUUUGCCCAAAGGCGGCGGUCAAUGCUUUAGGUGAACUUAGUCCCGGUGGCCAGCUUAUGCGUGGCUUUCAAGAGCAGUCAGCUGGACAGCUGGUGCCACGCGACUUUCAACGUGACUUGCGGCAUUUGUAUUUGUCGCUCUUGGAGCUUUUAAAACACUUUUGGAAUUGCUUUCCGCCCACAACUGAAGAAUUGGAAGCUAAACUGCAGCGCAUGCAUGAUACUCUACAACGUUUUAAAAUGGCCAAACUAGUGCCUUUCGAGAAUCGUGCCAUGCACGAGGUCUCGCCUCUGCGUUCAUCACUCACACAACACAUGAACCUGCUGCUGCGCACUGCCAACUCCAAGUAUGCAACAUGGAAGGAGCGCAAGCUGCGUAAUAACAGAUAACAUAUGCAGCACCAGCUACAGCAGCAGCAGCAGAAGCAGCCAGUCAUAUGAGAAUCAACAAUAGCAAAGCAUUACAUAUUAGGGGCAUUCGUUUAGAGCCCGCGUCGCAUUCAAAUACAUACAUACAUAUAUACAUAUAUGAGUUACGUAUAAAUAUAUUGAUUAAGUCAUAUAACCACUGUAACGUGUCCAUUAUGUGGUGCUUAUAAAUUAUACAUCAGACUGUCAAUUCAACAGUUGUUUAACUGGA